GCUGGCACAAAGGACUGCGAGCCUGAAGACAGGCCUGACUGCGGAAUCACCAAACUGCUUAAACGCUGCGUUUGGAGUUCAUUGGAAGGAAUUAAUUGGCGGUUGGGACUAAUUGGUGAUUUCCGCACUACUACACGCGUUUGAUGAGGCAACAGAGGAGAGCAGGCCCGCAGAUCUGCAGUUGCCUCUGAACUCGCCCUCCAUGCUUGAACUCCUCCAUGAGUUUGGCUUACAAAGCCGUGAAGAUUUGGGUAAAGACGCCCAGCAUGUGCGGUGGGGCGGCACAGGAGGGCAGGAACACCGCCCCGCUCCCCUCGGAGCAGCCGCCACGGCCGCGGCACCGCCUCAGCGGCGUGGUGCGGGGGCGGGGCCUCGCCUGGGUCUCCCGCCCAGCCGGCGUUUACGCCGUGCGUCUGACGUCACAGCGCACAGACGCCGCGAGAACGAGGGAGAAGGAGGAAGCAGCUUCUCCGCGCUCUCAGCCGCCAUUUUGUCUGUGCGCGCAGGGCGGACACGGAGCUCGCUCGCUUUCUGUUCCAGUUUUGUGCAUGUACCUGUUUGAACAAAGAAUUCCUGCACCUAACAUCCAGCAACAGAAGCUGUGGGAGAUGAGGCAUUCAAAGCAAUCUCAUUGCCCUGAGUGGGACGACAGGAGGAGCUGGGAUCAGAGGAAGCACAGCAGCAGCCGCAAGCGCAGAAAGAGGUCCCACAGCAGUGGCCAAGAGAGCAAGCACUAUAAACCCAGUCGCAUUUCAGAAAGUCAUUAUUUGGACGAUAGAGCCAUAAAUGAAAGAGACCAUCAUGACCGGAGAUAUGUUGAGGAGUACAGAAAUGACUUCUGUGAAGUGUAUGACCACAGGCAUUAUCACAGAGACUAUGAAAAGAGUCACCAUCAUCACUAUAGCAAAUCCUCUGGUCGGAGCAGGAAAAGUAGUCAUAAAAGGAAGCAUAAGAGACAUCAUUGCUCCAGUCACCAAUCGCAUUCGAAGAGUCACCGAAGGAAAAGAUCCAGGAGUGUAGAGGAUGAUGAGGAGGGUCACCUGAUCUGUGAAAGUGGAGACGUUCUAAGAGCAAGAUAUGAAAUUGUUGCGACUUUAGGAGAAGGAGCUUUUGGAAAAGUAGUGGAGUGCAUAGAUCAUGAUAUGAGAGGAAUGCAUGUAGCAGUUAAAAUAGUGAAAAAUGUUGGUCGAUACCGGGAGGCAGCCCGUUCAGAAAUACAGGUGUUGGAACACUUGAACAACAUGGAUCCAAGCAGCAAUUUCCGCUGUGUCCAGAUGCUGGAGUGGUUUGAUCACCAUGGCCAUGUCUGUAUUGUUUUUGAGCUACUGGGACUCAGUACUUAUGACUUUAUUAAGGAAAACAGCUUUCUGCCUUUUCAUAUUAAUGACAUUAGAAACAUGGCCUAUCAAAUUUGUCAGUCUAUAAACUUUCUACACCAUAAUAAACUAACUCACACAGAUUUAAAGCCUGAAAAUAUCUUGUUUGUGGAGUCUGAUUACAUAGUGAAGUACAAUGCCAAAAUGAAACGAGAUGAGCGCACUUUAAAAAACACAGACAUCAAAGUUGUUGAUUUUGGAAGUGCGACUUUUGAUGAUGAGCAUCAUAGCACAUUAGUGUCUACGAGACAUUAUAGAGCUCCUGAGGUUAUUUUAGCAUUGGGAUGGUCUCAGCCCUGUGAUGUGUGGAGUAUUGGUUGUAUUCUGAUUGAAUAUUACCUGGGAUUUACAGUGUUUCAGACUCAUGAUAGUAAAGAACACCUGGCUAUGAUGGAAAGAAUACUGGGGCCUCUGCCCACUCACAUGAUCAAGAAAUCCAGAAAACAUUAUUUUCACCAUGACCAGUUGGACUGGGAUGAGCACAGCUCUGCAGGCCGGUACGUCAGGAGACGCUGUAAGCCUCUGAAGGAAUUCAUGCAUUGCCAAGACACAGAUCAUCAAAGUCUGUUUGACCUUGUUCGCAGAAUGCUGGAAUAUGACCCAGCCAAAAGAAUUACUCUUGAUGAAGCCUUGCAGCAUCCUUUUUUUGAUCCAUUAAAUAAAUAAAUUCAAUGAUCUUCUAUGCUUCUUCAAGGAGAUUUCCUAGACUGUGUCAGUCAGUCAGCAGAGGUUGCAUGAAACUUUUGUAAGCUUUAAAUUAUUUUGUACAGUUAAGUCUGUAAAUAAUUACAUAUGUUUUGUAUAACUGUUAUGUUUACCUUGUUGAGCAGUUGUAGUCUUAUGGGUAUCAAAGUGAAAAAUAAAAGUAAUUUUCAUUUUUGAAA
Pyrgilauda ruficollis (rufous-necked snowfinch) is the source of this 2260-nucleotide messenger RNA. RefSeq names its product CDC like kinase 4 (gene CLK4). The record is from RefSeq and is a predicted model, not a curated record. Bases 219 to 2042 code for a protein of 607 amino acids. Gene Ontology annotation, biological process: regulation of RNA splicing; protein phosphorylation. Gene Ontology annotation, molecular function: ATP binding; protein tyrosine kinase activity. Lineage: Eukaryota; Metazoa; Chordata; Aves; Passeriformes; Passeridae. Gene Ontology annotation, cellular component: nucleus. The transcript is spliced from 14 exons.